Conger conger (European conger) is the source of this 2160-nucleotide messenger RNA. Its product is annotated as serine/threonine-protein kinase/endoribonuclease IRE1-like. Gene Ontology annotation, molecular function: protein serine/threonine kinase activity; RNA endonuclease activity; ATP binding. The transcript is spliced from 14 exons. Gene Ontology annotation, biological process: mRNA processing; IRE1-mediated unfolded protein response; protein phosphorylation. Gene Ontology annotation, cellular component: IRE1-TRAF2-ASK1 complex. Bases 1 to 2160 code for a protein of 719 amino acids. NCBI's taxonomy places the organism in Eukaryota, Metazoa, Chordata, Actinopteri, Anguilliformes, Congridae. The record is from RefSeq and is a predicted model, not a curated record.
AUGGAGGACAAGCCCGCACGGCCGCCGGUCACAUCUGUGCAAGAGACGCCUGCCCGGCCGGUGCGCGUGGAGGACCCCGUGGACUCCAUGCUGAAGGAUAUGGCCACCAUCAUCUUCUGCACCUUCCUCUUGGCUGGAUGGGUGGCCUUUGUCAUCACGUAUCCCAAGAGUGUGCACAAGCAGCAGCAGCUCCAGCACCAGCAGUUCCAGAGGCAGAUGGAGGAAAAGCUGGACCUGCUCCAGAGGCAGCAGCUGGUGUUCCAGCCUCCCUCCGACCUCCCGCUGGACCCGGCCGACUUCCUGGACGUGGUGCGGGCGCGAGCCGAGAGCUCCAACAACAGCAGCCCCAGCCUCACCCCCCGGGCCUCCAACCACUCCGACCUGUCCGUGCACGAGCUGGGGCCCUCCGGCCCCACAGCCAGUGUGCACAAGCAGCAGCAGCUCCAGCACCAGCAGUUCCAGAGGCAGAUGGAGGAAAAGCUGGACCUGCUCCAGAGGCAGCAGCUGGUGUUCCAGCCUCCCUCCGACCUCCCGCUGGACCCGGCCGACUUCCUGGACGUGGUGCGGGCGCGAGCCGAGAGCUCCAACAACAGCAGCCCCAGCCUCACCCCCCGGGCCUCCAACCACUCCGACCUGUCCGUGCACGAGCUGGGGCCCUCCGGCCCCGAGCAGGACGACGCAGGAGAUGAGGAGUCCAGUAUUGUCCGAGUCGGAAACAUCUCCUUCAGUCCGAAAAACGUGCUGGGACAUGGUGCUGAGGGAACCAUUGUGUACAGGGGUCAGUUUGACAGCCGCCCCGUGGCGGUGAAGAGGAUCCUCCCGGAAUGCUUCAGCUUCGCCGACCGCGAGGUUCAGCUGCUGCGCGAGUCGGACGAGCACCCCAACGUCAUCCGCUACUUCUGCACCGAGCGCGACCGGCAGUUCCAGUACAUCGCCAUCGAGCUGUGCGCUGCCACGCUGCGGGAGUACGUGGAGCAGCCGGGCUUCCAGCGUCACGGCCUGGGACCGGUGGAGCUGCUGCAGCAGACCAUGUCUGGGCUGGCACACCUGCACUCGCUGAGCAUCGUGCACCGGGAUCUGAAGCCACACAACAUCCUGGUGUCCAUGCCCAGCGCACACGGCCGCGUGCGGGCCAUGAUCUCAGACUUCGGCCUGUGUAAGAAGCUGGCCGUGGGCCGGCACAGCUUCAGCAGGAGGUCGGGCGUGCCGGGCACUGAGGGCUGGAUCGCUCCCGAGGUCCUGAGCGAAGACUGCAAGGACAACCCGACCUGUACAGUGGACAUCUUCUCCGCGGGCUGUGUGUUUUACUACGUGGUCUCACACGGCUGCCACCCCUAUGGCAAGGCCCUGCAGCGGCAAGCCAACAUCCUCCUGGGAGCCUGCAGCCUGGAGCGGCUUCAGACAGACCGACACGAAGGCAUCGUGGCCACUGAUCUCAUACUGCAGAUGCUGAGCAUGGAGCCCCAGAAGAGACCAUCUGCUGAGAGCGUGCUCAAACACCCCUUCUUCUGGAGCCUGGAGAAGCAACUGCAGUUCUUCCAGGACGUGAGUGACAGGAUAGAGAAGGAGCCGCUGGACGGACCAAUCAUCCGGCAGCUAGAGCGAGGGGGGCGGGCAGUGGUGCAGGGUGACUGGAGGGAGCACAUCACUGUCCCCUUACAGACCGAUCUGCGCAAGUUUCGUUCAUAUAAAGGCGGAUCAGUCCGGGAUCUGCUCCGAGCCAUGAGGAAUAAGAAGCACCACUACCGGGAGCUGCCCGCAGACGUGCAGGAGACGCUGGGCUCCAUCCCCGAUGAGUUUGUGUCCUACUUCACCUCCCGCUUCCCCCACCUGCUGCAGCACACCUACAGGGCCAUGCAUACCUGCGCACACGAGCGCCUCUUCCUGCCUUACUACCACUGCAGAGGGACCCCGACAGAAGCCAUGCCAGCCCCCACACUCACCCACCCUGCCUCCCCCCAGCCCAGCCCUGCCUCCCCCCAGCCCAGCCCAGCGCUGGCCCGUCCAGGAGGCCCGGAGAACGGACUCCGUGGCUGGCCGCCUUCCCCCGCGCCGGUGGGUGAAGAGCCUGCAGCGCUCGGACCUCGCCUCCGGGGGGCGCCUCCCCUUCCCAAGUGCCUUCGCUGCGUCACUGUGGAGCCGGGAAACGGCACUGCCUAG